AUGGGACGCCAUGGGGUCAUUCUCUCUCUAACUUGUCCUGCCCCUUCCCCCGUUCCCCUGCACGGAGGCCCGCUCGAGGUGUCGGUGAACGUCAGCUGCCUGGGGCCCCUCAAGGCCGACAGCGACAACGUGACCCUCGCGUGCGUCGCCAACGCCACGAGGGGAGUGGCGUACGCGUGGCUGAGGAGCGGCAAGGUCCUGGGCUCCUCGGAUUCCUCACGCUCGUCGCUCUCGCGGGACCAGACGAGGCUCACCCUGGCGCCGGUCACCACGGGUGACAACGUCACGAUCACGUGCCACGCGUCCAACGCAUUCUACAGCGCGGCCAGUCAACCCACGGUGCUCGACGUGCACGAGGCGGUCUCCAAGCCCACGUUCACCCUGAGCCCGGCAACAGCAGUGGAAGGGACGGACACCGUCAGGGGCUUGUGCAGCUGCAAGAGCGCCGGCGGCUGUGGCGGUGGCGCCGGCUCGGCGCUGCGGGUCUCCUGGCUCCGCGGCGGCAGUGAGUUCAUCCCCAGCGAGGGCCGCGGCAGCGAGAUGAAGAUGGGACCGGUGCGCCGGGAGGACCGGGGCAGCUACGGCUGCCGCGUCAGCAACGCCGUGAGCGUGGAGAGCAGCGACCCCCAGGCGCUCGUCGUCAUCUGGCUGAAUUUGCUCCCAGGCAAAUCCGUCGCCAUCACCGCCUUGAAUCACGAGGAGAACUUGAACUGCACCGCCGACGCGGCUCCGACCCCCAAGUUCUCGUGGUUCAGAAACGGCACGCCGGUGGGCCUCACGAAGGAGACCUCCGACGGGACGCUCUGCACCUCCACGCUGCUCGUCGCGGGCGGGCCGGACUCGCUCCUGGGCGAGUACACGUGCGUGGCCACCAACGAGGUCGGCUCGCGGAACCGGACGAUCGACGUCACAGACGCCAAGCUGUCCUCGUUCACCGUUUUCCUCGAUGCCAACAAGCGCUGGGCGCUGCUCAGGUGGAGUCUCAAGAGGUGGGGCGACAACGGUGGCAAUUGGGGGGCCCUGACCACGGUGAUCGUUCAGUCGAACGCUUCGUCCGCCGCCCCAGGGGGCCGAGCGGCGCCCUCCGCGUGGACGUUGGUGGCGCGCGUGCCGCCCGCUGCCAAGGGGAUGCACAACGACUCGAAGCUCGCGGGGGCCACGGCGCCUGCCUACCGGCUGCUCCUGGAGUUCGGAGACGUGACGCAGGAGGAGGAAUCGGCCAUCGCCGGGCUCAGGGUGACGUGCUUCGACCCAGAGGGUUUAGACUGCGCCGCCGCCGCCGCCGCCGCCGACUCGACACCACCACGCGACAAGGUGGCCGAGACCGGCAUCGUGGUCGGCUCGGUCCUGGCCAUCAGCCUCGUCGUCAUCGGCCUCCUCGCCAUCGUCUGCUUCAGGAACCGCAAGCUGCCGGGACAAUUUGAUGCAACGGCAGCUGCAAGGUAA
Molecule: messenger RNA, 1446 nt
Organism: Petromyzon marinus (sea lamprey)
Lineage: Eukaryota; Metazoa; Chordata; Hyperoartia; Petromyzontiformes; Petromyzontidae
Source: RefSeq, a predicted model, not a curated record